AAAUUGAGGUUCGGUGUUAGGUUCGGAAAGCCGUUCGCUGCUACAAUCUUGACUCUUUGAGAGAGAGAGAGAGAGAGAGAGAGUUGUGGAAAUGGAGGGUGGUGGUGCCAUCUUCCUCGACUCGGAUUCACAGGCUGUUAUUGGAGGUUCAAAAGCAAAGAAAGUGAGAGGGGUGAAGGGAGAUUCUGUUUCUAUGGGAGUGAGAGUGGGAGUUGGAACUUCCCCGAACAAAAUUCUUGCUAACAUAACCAACUUGGACCAGCAACCGAAGCAACACAUCUCUACUGAGCAGCUUCUCAGGGAAAAGGAAAUGUUGGUGAAGGUUCUUGCUAAUAGAGAUGCCAUAAUUGAAUCGUGUAAAGCUGAGCUGCUGAAGUGUCAAAGCAAUUAUCAGAAACUAAGGAAGCAAAAUGGGGAACUUGCCCUGACAAAUAGUCAAAUGUUGGCGGAGCUUAAUUCAAGUAGACAGAAGCUAAGGGAACUUCAGCUUGAACUAGGAAGCAAAAAUGGUGUACUUCAUGCUAUGAGAUUAGAAUUGACGGCAAAAGAGCACACAGUGAAAUCGAAGCACGAAACUGAUGCAAACGAGGUGGGAGUAUGUCAGAGUAAGCAAUCUGAUCGAUCGUUGCAAGAAGAUAACAGGGGGAAUGAAAAAAGGAAGAGAAUGUCCAAAAGCCGAUCUUCUGCACCUGCUGUCGUUAAACAAGUCAAAUCCACAGAAAAGGUCGACGAUAAGAGGUAUAGUUUAAGAAGGCAAUCUGCGGGGUUGAAAGCUGAAAAACCAGAACCAACAAAAGAUUUAUCGGAAGUAGUUGAAGUCAAAGACGAGAUUUUGCAACUACAAGAAAAUUUUGCGAAGGAAACUGGACCAACGUCAUUGGGGUUGAAGGUCCAUGACGAAGCCAGAGAAGCUACUGAAUGUGACUCUUCGGGACCUACUAACACUGGACAAGCUCAUGCCAAAAAGAAUAUUGAAAAAAAGAGGCAUAGUAUGAGAAGACAAAGUAACCGGUUCAGGCCAGAGAAACCAGAAGCCACUGAAGACUUAUUUGAGACAGAUGAUGCAAAAUUUAGUGUAUCACAAUUAUCUGAUAAUAUGUCAGAAGAAAUUUGUCCAACAACAUCAAGUGUAACGUGUGGACAAGAAAACAAUUGCUGUACAAUUGAGCCUCAGGAAACUCGUAGAUCAUCUGUUGGGCGGCCAUUGCGUCGGACAGUUGAGAAGAUUGUGUCCUACAAGGAAGUUCCACUUAACGUGAAGAUGCGCAGAGAUAAAUCAGGCAUUUUCGUAAUAGGUUCUCAGUCUCACUGAAUUAUCAAUAACUCUGUAUGGAAGAAUGGAGUGUAAACUGCAAAGCAUAAUAGCUUCUUGUUAUAGUGCAUGGUGAAUUGAUUUUUGGUUGAAUAGCUUCUUGUUUAGGGCUUUGCAUAAUUGAAAACUGAUGUACGUGUUAUUAUUUUAUCCAUUUGUUGA
This is a messenger RNA of Cajanus cajan (pigeon pea), 1474 nucleotides long. RefSeq names its product Shugoshin C terminus. The record is from RefSeq and is a predicted model, not a curated record. Gene Ontology annotation, biological process: maintenance of meiotic sister chromatid cohesion; meiotic sister chromatid segregation. Gene Ontology annotation, cellular component: nucleus; chromosome, centromeric region. Lineage: Eukaryota; Viridiplantae; Streptophyta; Magnoliopsida; Fabales; Fabaceae.